Molecule: messenger RNA, 1541 nt
Organism: Sinocyclocheilus anshuiensis
Lineage: Eukaryota; Metazoa; Chordata; Actinopteri; Cypriniformes; Cyprinidae
Product: cytochrome P450 2J6-like
Exons: 9
Coding region: 76-1524 (482 amino acids)
Biological process (GO): xenobiotic metabolic process
Cellular component (GO): intracellular membrane-bounded organelle; cytoplasm
Molecular function (GO): oxidoreductase activity, acting on paired donors, with incorporation or reduction of molecular oxygen, reduced flavin or flavoprotein as one donor, and incorporation of one atom of oxygen; heme binding; iron ion binding
Source: RefSeq, a predicted model, not a curated record
CUAAGAGACUGCAUGAGUGCUUUGAGUUCAUACGCUUUUUUUGCUUGAAGGACAACAGCUGGACAUCUAGUCAGCAUGCUGGGCUCUUUGAUUCUCGUGUGGACAUGCAUCUUCUUCGUCUUCCUCCUCAUCCGGAUCCAGAGGCCAAAGAAUUUUCCUCCCGGACCUCCUCCUCUCCCUUUAUUUGGGAAUCUGCUUCAUGUGAAUAUGGCCAAUCCUUUGAAGGAUUUUGAAAGAUUUGCAGAACAAUAUGGGAAAAUUUUCAGCCUGUAUACUGGAUCAAGACCAGCCGUUUUUCUAAAUAGUUUUGAGGUUAUUAAGGAGGCUUUGGUUACGAAGGCUCAAGAUUUUUCAGGACGGCCUCAAGACUUCAUGAUCAAUCAUCUCUCAGAGAAUAAAGGCGUUGUAUUGGCCGAUUAUGGCCCCUGUUGGAAGGAUCAUCGACGCUUUGCUCUGAUGACCCUGAGGAACUUUGGCCUGGGGAAGCAGUCCAUGGAAGAGAGAAUUCUGGAAGAAAUCUCACAUUUAGUUGCUGACUUGGACAAAAAUGCUGGAGGAACUGUGAAUCCUCAGAAUAUGUUCCACAAUGUUGCAUCAAACGUUAUUGGCUUGGUUCUGUUUGGAUCCCGUUUUGAUUACAACAACAAAUUCCUUCAGCAGUACAUCAAGAUCAUUACAGAGAUUUCAAAGAUCAUCAAUGGACCAUGGAAUAUGAUAUAUGACACACUUCCUUUACUGAGAAUCUUGCCCCUGCCAUUUAAAAAAGCAUUUGAUCAUGCAAAGAAGUUAAAAAAUAUGAAUUUGUGUCUGAUCAAUGAACACAAGAGCACAAGAGUCCCAGGAGAGCCGAGAGACCUCAUCGACUGCUAUCUGGAUGAGCUUAAUAAGAGAAAAAAUGAUGGUUCCACCUUUUCUGAAGACCAGCUCAUCAUCUACAUUUUGGAUUUGCACUUUGCAGGGACUGAUACCACAUCCAACACUUUCUUCACUGCUUUUCUCUACCUCAUGACCCACCCAGAGAUUCAAGCAAAAUGUCAAAAAGAGAUUGAUGAGGUUCUGGAGGGUAAAGAUCACGCAUCGUAUGAAGACAGACACAAUAUGCCGUACACACUGGCUGUGAUUCAUGAGGUUCAGCGUGUUGCUAACACUGUACCGCUAGGAGUGUUUCACUGCACCACCAAAGACACCAUGCUGAUGGGCUACAGCAUCCCGAAGGGAACUGUAAUCAUUACCAACCUCACUACCAUACUAAAAGAAGAAGGCCAGUGGAAGUUUCCUCAUGAAUUUAACCCAGACAACUUCCUGAAUGAGCAGGGCCAGUUUGAGAAGCCUGAGGCCUUCAUACCCUUCUCUACAGGUCCUCGUGUGUGUCUCGGUGAGGGUCUUGCACGUAUGGAGCGCCGUUUCCAGUUUGCGUGGCCCGAUGAUGCCGGGGAUCCAGAUUACACCCCAGUAUAUGGGGUCACCCUCACCCCCAAACCAUACAGAAUGCACAUCAGACGCAGAGAGACAGUUAAACAGUAAAUCAUAAUGCCAAAUAC